GAGAAUUACGCUCCCUUUUCUUUUUCUUUGCUUUCUCUUUUAAGUGAAACAGACUACAGAGAACAAUAAGCAAUGUCGCUUCUGCAAAACCCCCACCAAAUUCGACCGUUGAUUUCCUACCCAAUUCAAAAUUUCCCAAGCUCUUUCCAACCCUCAUCUCCAACCCUCCAUUUCUCCACCAAAACACCUCCAAAGCCAAUCCACUUCCACCCAUUAACGCCAAAAUCCCAACCCGCCCACCAUCCCGCCCCCCAAACCAGAACCCAAGACGACGGCAUCCCCGCAGAGGAUGUCAAAAUCCUCGCCAAAUUCAAGUCCAGGUACAAUUACAUUCGUGUCCUCGAAGUUUCUCGAAGAGCUGACCACCCCUUUGCUGGGUCAAGGCUUCUCCUUCUUGACAACCCUGGAAACAUCCACAGCAUCUCCUUCAUUUUCAAGUCCCUCACCAGCACUUACUUUGACGUCUUCGCCACCUUGCCGCCUAUUUUGCCUCCUGGACCUGUCGGAAUUCUCGGGUUCGGGGCGGGUUCUGCCGCAAGGUCCAUUCUUGAGCUGUACCCAGAAGUUGCGGUUCAUGGGUGGGAGCUUGACCCGUCUGUGAUUGCUGUGGGCAGAGAGUACUUUGGUCUCUCAAAGCUGGAAAGACAGUACCCAGGUAGGCUUAUAAUUCAUGUUGGAGAUGCAUUCAAAGCUAGCACUAGAGAUGGGUUUUCAGGGAUUUUGGUGGAUUUGUUUUGUAAAGGCAGUUUGGUUCCUGAGCUGCAAGACCCAAAUACUUGGAAGAUGCUCAGAAAGUGUUUGAGAAAAGGCGGGAGAAUAAUGGUCAAUGUAGGAGGUAGUUGUGUGGAGGCUGAGGACUCAACGAGAGAUGGGAAAGUAGUUAUGGAAGACACAUUGAAGGCUAUGCAUCAGGUUUUCGGCGACAAGCUUUUCGUAUUGGGCCUUGGGAAUCGACAGGAAGAUAGCUCCCUUGCUCUUACUGGUGAUUUGCCUGAUCUUGAAGCUUGGAAGAAGAUGCUGCACCGUUCCUUAGCUCGUUAUAUUGAUAAGUGGAAGCCAUUUAGCGGUUAAAUGGGUGGCGAGAAGAGUUUGUCGCACAUUGACUGCAGAGAUGGCAUGAGAAAGAUUGUUGGAAGAAAAGGAGGUAGCUUUGGAUGUCAAAGUGACAUUGUUAGCAAGAAUACAGUGCCCAUCCGCAGCCUAAGAAUAAUCAUUACAACCUCUCCGCCUUCACCGACAAAAAAUCUACGAAAAUCACAGGCCGCUACUGCACCUCCUCCGCUUAUUAUAUGAUGGCCGAGUACCUAUGUUUAUUUCUGUUCCCAUUGUUCCCCAGGGAAGAUACUUGUUGCCUCAUUUGCAAGUCCAUUUGGUCUUUGUACAAGCGACUUGAGUCAAAGUAUGUAAAUGUGUUUGAAUAUUUUUGCAAGUAUACAAAUCCAUAAUUAUCUCUUCAAUUUUCACAAGGAAAUUAAAA
Messenger RNA from Prunus mume (Japanese apricot), 1477 nucleotides. RefSeq names its product S-adenosyl-L-methionine-dependent methyltransferases superfamily protein. Gene Ontology annotation, molecular function: thermospermine synthase activity. The record is from RefSeq and is a predicted model, not a curated record. Lineage: Eukaryota; Viridiplantae; Streptophyta; Magnoliopsida; Rosales; Rosaceae. Gene Ontology annotation, biological process: polyamine biosynthetic process.